This is a messenger RNA of Triplophysa dalaica, 4073 nucleotides long. Its product is annotated as multiple epidermal growth factor-like domains protein 9. Bases 180 to 1838 code for a protein of 552 amino acids. The record is from RefSeq and is a predicted model, not a curated record. The transcript is spliced from 6 exons. Lineage: Eukaryota; Metazoa; Chordata; Actinopteri; Cypriniformes; Nemacheilidae. Gene Ontology annotation, cellular component: basement membrane. Gene Ontology annotation, biological process: axon guidance. Gene Ontology annotation, molecular function: extracellular matrix structural constituent.
CCUUGCAGUCGGUUCAAAGCCAUUGAGGAAAAGAGGGUCUCACUCGGAUAUGGUGGAGUAGGAAACAUCGGGGAGGCUUGGAAACCACCUAGUUUGGAAUAACCCGAUGGAAAUUGGAGGACAGAGGCCUCGCGACGUCAGAUUCGAGGAGGUUUCCAUGGAGCGUUGAAAUUAUUAUUAUGUGGUGGCUUGCCUUAAUGAUGUUUACAUCUCCCGUUUUCCCAUUCAUCGUGUUUGUGUGCAUGGGCUUAACCGAUGAGGCUCAUUCUUACGAUGCGCUGCCGUUAAUAUGGAAAUCUCGCGAACUCGUCAAAGAGCAUCUGAACACCAGCGCUAACGGGUUUCCAGGGCACCGGCUCGGUAUUGUCGCGCCCACGAUCGCCGCCAGAAAACCGAUAAAUGUCGACGCGCACGCAGCCACCACCAUUCAACCACCAACAACGCAGUCCGACACCCAGUUUCUGUCUGAUUCCAUUUAUAUGGCUGCAUUUGAUGGGAGAAAGCUCAAGUCUGUUGACAUGAAAACAUCGCAGAUGUCUGAUAAUAAAGCAGACAGACCAGGCGUCGUGCCUGAUCUUAGCACAACCUCUGAAAAUUCUCAAGAGCUGGUGUGUAACUGCAGCGGUGAGGGCGUGUCGGACCCUGACGAGUGCGACCGUGAGACGGGUCAGUGUGACUGUAUGCCGGGUAACACCGGACUGCAGUGUGAGGAGUGUGAAGAGGAUCACUUCACCAACGGCACCAUCGGCUGCCUGCCCUGCGGUUGCGACUCCUUCGGGGCGUUCAGCUCACGCUGUGACAGCUCCGGUACGUGCGAGUGUAAAACAGGUGUGUCGGGGCCCAAGUGUGAUGACUGCCACCCAGGAUUCUUCCACUUCAGCAGCACAGGGUGCCAACCAUGCCAAUGCAAUAGCCACUCAACCUACUGCCACCCACAGUCAGGUGUGUGUUUGGACUGCCAGGGCAACACUCAGGGCCACAACUGUGAGGAAUGUCUCCCCAGUUUUUACCGUCGUCAUGGUGACGGUUUAGGGGAUGCCUGUACGCCCUGUCCCUGCUCUUCCGACAGCUCCUCCGGCAGCUGCCAUCUCGAUUCCAGCGGGGACCCUGUAUGUGACAAAUGUAAGCCUGGCUUCUCUGGCCUCACAUGUGAUGUGUGCACAGACGGCUUCUUUAAAUCAGCAGGCGCCUGCGUGCCCUGCGACUGCAACGGAAACGCAGACCCUCAAUCUAUCCCUCAGAUAUGUCACCCAGAGUCCGGACGCUGCCAUCGCUGCAUCAACAACACGACGGGAGAACACUGUGAGAUCUGUGCACGUGGUUACGUGGGGGACGCGCGCUCCCACAACUGCACCUUGAGAGCUGUGAGACUUCUUCCAACUAAAGAAGAAAUCCAGGCAGAAAUUUCCAAAUUUAGAAAUUCGGUUUCUUCUACCCCUCCUCUCCUCACGUCCUCCUUGACCACCACGACCCGCACCAGCCUGCCGACCCUUCAGUCUGGUGCAGGAGACUCUGCGGGACACAACAGCACGGCCUCCGCCUUGACCGUGGUGUCUUGGACGCAGUUUAACAUCAUCAUUCUGGCCGUCAUCAUCGUCGUCGUCGUUCUCCUCAUGGGCUUCGUCGGAGGCGUGUAUACGUACAGAGAGUAUCGCAAUCGGAAACUGAACGCCCCCUUUUGGACCAUCGAGCUGAAGGAAGAUAACAUCAGCUUCAGCAGCUAUCACGACAGCAUUCCACACGCCGAUCCCAACGGACUGUUAGAGGAGGAACCGUGUGUGGUCGCAGCUAAUGGCCAGUUAGCGUUAGCCACAGCUGCUAACAUGUACAAAGCGUGAAAAGUUGAUCGUUCUUAAACUUCUCUCAUUAUUUACUCACUCGUAAAUUGUUCAAAACCAGUAUGAUGAUUUGUGAAAUUGCUUUUAAAACAAUGAAAGCGAACGUUGACUAAUUUUGUUUCUAGGCAAAACGCUAGUUAUUGUUAACUCUUAUUCAUUUUCUUAAACACGGUCAACACUCUUGAAAAUGGUCCUGCUGAAAAUCAUGCAUGUUUGGAACAACAUGAGGUUAAAAAAAUUGAUGACAGAAAUUUCAUUUUGGGUGAACUGUCCCCAUAAAAAUGUGAAGAUUGCCAGAGCUAACUUCUUUAUUUUAGGAAUAUUUCACCCCAAAAUUCAUUUUCUCACCCUCGCACUGUUCAAAACCUCCAUGACUUUCUCUUGUAGACCAUGUAAAGAGAUGUUUAGCACAAUGCUAACAAGUCUCUUUUAUAGUAUACAAGUACAUGAUGACCAGAAGCUGUCAAUGUCAAAAAAUUCUCUAAAUUUCGCUUUUUAUGUCCCAGGUUGGAAUGAAAUGAGAGUGAAUUUUAUUUUUCAUUUUUGGGUACGUUUUUUAUUGACUAAACACUAUUUAGCCUCCCUGGUACCAUUGCUUCCUGUGUUUUUAUGUAAGACUUUUCCGAUACCAUUUUGGAGUCGACUCAAUAUAAUAACGGCUGGUUUUGAAUUUACGUAAUUCACGUUAUCCCUCAGACACAAAAGAAGCGAAUACAAUUUGUACUGCUCGUUCAGAAGCCUUUAAACUUUGUGUUUUUGAGUUAAAUGAUAAGAAGUGUAAUAUUUCUGCAUACAUGGAACAGGGCUUCACUUUCAUUAAAGAGGUAUGACAGCUCAUCAUGCCUAAUACUGCUAGACGGAGACAAUUACAUCAUUCAAGGAAUUUCAAAAUAUCUCCAAAAUGUAAGGAAGUUCAGUCAACAAGUCAGCUGUCAAGGACUCACAGACUUCCUCUCAGAGAAUUGUCAUUCAGAUGACAUUGAAAGAACUUCUGUGGGUCUAUCUGAGACUAUUUUCAUUCAUUUUUCAAAGACUUCUCCGGAAUGCAGUCUUGAUACAGUUUCCCUUUUCUCGCCACGACAAGAGGAAAUUCCUGUUUUGAGUCGGUACCAAACCGAAGACCCUAAUUCAAAGUCAUACCUGGUAAACUGGUAACACAAGCACCUGUUUCAGCCUUAUUGUAACAUGCGUGUGUGUGGGAGUGACGGUGUUGUGUAAAAACACGGUUUCAGUUUUGAUUGUGUAGAGCUGGAUUCUACGCAGGAAUGUACAAAAAGACUUUGUGUGCACGGACAGAUUCUGCCGCAUGGUUUCACGGAAACCAGAUGAAAUGUUUGACACGAUAUUGACUUGAAAGCCAUGUGGAAAGACACGGGAGCGUAUUCAGACUUUAGAAGAUGUUGUGGAGCGGAUGUGUCCCGGGAAUCUGUAAUCUACACAACAGAGGACCCCAUGUCGUUUUUGUCUCCAUUGUUUUGGCAUUACCCAUUGAAAUGUGAUUCCGGAUUCGGAUGAUUUGAACAACACUCUUUUGAAUUAUUGUGUUUUUUUUAUUAAGUUGCUUAUUUAUUUAUCUUUGUGUUUGUCUCAUGUGGUCUGAUUUUAUUGCUGUUUGUUCCUCAUGCUGCAUUGUACAGUGUAUCAUACCGAAUGCACACUCUGUAGACUGACUUUUCAGGACAUCCUCAAAGACUAUGCGUCGGACGACUUGUUUUUUCCUUAUUUUAUUUCUAAUUUAUUUAGUCGGGUUACGCAAUAAUAACACAAAAAAUGGGAUUUCAGUGGAAGAUGUUGUAUUUUCUCAUUUCUGGGUGAUCAAAUGACAAAAUUAAAGGAUUAAUGAAUCGGACAAUGUUUAAAUGAUACUGUAUAUGCCAUGUUUUAGACUGAAUGAGAGUGAAUGGAGUGAUUAAAAAGGGAAGUGUGUCAUCUCUUAUUUCUAUAUACGGUAUAGUUUGGGGAAAGGAAUUUCUUUUUGUUAAUCAAGAGGCAAAACUUUUUUUCCUUUUUCUUGUACUUCCAUUCAUGAUGCUGUGUCUCGAUAACCGCACACUUCACAUUUACAUAUGACAAUUUGCAAAUCGGAAGACCAUUCACUUGGGCUGAAUCUUUUUUGUCACGUGACACAUUAAAGUACACAAAUGUGACCUAUGGCUCUUUUAAAGGAAAUUAUAAAGUCCCACUGUAUUUGAUAAUUGAAUCCCAUAAAAUUCAUCUUUAAGCAUUAAAAUUGCA